Molecule: messenger RNA, 931 nt
Organism: Micropterus salmoides (largemouth bass)
Lineage: Eukaryota; Metazoa; Chordata; Actinopteri; Centrarchiformes; Centrarchidae
Product: dysbindin-like
Exons: 4
Coding region: 1-603 (200 amino acids)
Biological process (GO): negative regulation of protein kinase activity
Cellular component (GO): cytoplasm
Source: RefSeq, a predicted model, not a curated record
AUGACGCAAACAGCGGAGACAGAAAACUCUCAGAGGGUGUUGGACAAUGAUUCCGCCCAGCACCUGAAGCUGAGGGAGAGACAGCGCUUUUUUGAAGAGGUCUACCAGCAUGAUGUGGACAACUACCUGCCCUCAGCUCACCUGCAGAUCGACUGCAGAAAACCCCCCAUGGGAAGUAUAUCUUCUAUGGAGGUGAAUGUGGACGUCCUAGAGCAGAUGGACGUGAUGGACAUCUCUGACCAGGAGGCCCUCGACGUUUUCCUAAACUCAGGCUCAGGAACAGAAGAGGAAGCGCUGGCAUCUCCACUACCAGAGGGGGAGGAUGAAGAAGAAGAAGAGGAGGAUGAAGAUGCAGAGGUUGUCUACAGGGAGCAUGCACCUUUGAAACGGCAAAAUGAAGUUGACUCAAAGUCUCGCAUGUCCUCCACAUCAUCUGGUUCCAGUGAUACCAGCGGGGGUGGAGUCGACACACCUGUGAUCCAGUCAGAUGAUGAAGAAGUCCAUGCCGACACUCUGCUGCUGACCUCUGUUCCCCAUACCAGGGAUGAAGAAACAGAGGAGGAAGAAGAGGAGGAAAGAUGCCUUGCAACUAAAUCUUCAUAAAGACUGAAUUUUCUCUCAGUAGAGAGGGUAAAAGGAGUCGGAGAGCUCUCCAUCUCCCCGCCUCUCUACUUUGCAUUGCUUUCUUUUGUGGAAAAACCUUAGCAUGGUUGAUCUGGCUGUGACUUCCUGUGUCUUUUGAAUGUUUUCCCGAAUACACUGAAUAAACCUCUUCUCUAUUUUUCCUAGUAACUUUGUUGAAAUUCAUGGCAAUGGCGACAUUCCAAGUUUCCUUUCACAUAUGCAAAUGAUAUGACUCAUCCUGCUCCCAUGCACUAACUUGUUCUGGCUGAGAUUAAACUAUUGUCAGUUCAAGUGCCAAAGGGAAACG